UCAGAACGCAUGCGCGGAACAACCGGUGAUGGCAACGCAUAUAGAGGCUCCCGUACUUUAUGUAAUAAACUAGUACUUUAACGAUUAAUGUAAACAGUUUCCUUGACCAUCUGCCGCAUAAGAGAUAUGAAUGAGGACCACUUCGUUCUCCCUCGAGGUCCUGGCCUUACUGUUCCUGACUCUGAUCCCAUGGCCGGGGCCGUCAGUCUUCAAAAUAACUUGCUCUCGUGACAACUCGAAAAUUGUGAGGAAAGUUAUACAGAACAAAUGGCUCCCAGUGUUGGAGAGAUUUCAGGUGAAACUACCACUGGAGUGUCCAUUCCACCCAGCGCGCGACAUAUUCGCGCCACAGCAUGCAGCCAAGCUGCAGCACCGGCCCUCACAGUGGACCUGCGCCUUCUGCGGCAAGUCCUUCUACGAGGAACGACACCUCGACACGCACUUCGACCAGCGACACAAGAACCAGAUUAAUAAGGCGGAGGAUGCAGUAUGCCUGGCGGACUACUGCGAUAUCAUGCGGUGCCAGGUGUUGGUCGCUCACGGCUUGCUCAGCGGCGCUGGCGGCCCCAGCACUGAUAUUGAGGUAUGGCAAGACGUAGAAGCGGUGAAGAAAGCCCUGGCGCCAGCAGCUACACGGAGCGUGGCGCGGGUGGCAGCACGGAGACGACACCGCCCCCGCACCUCACCCUCCCCGCCCAUUGCUGACUGUCCAAGAACUGAGGCUGAUACUCGAGAAGAAGAACCUGCCAUACUUCCAGAGUCAGAAGAGAAGAGAACUGAAGACAGUGACGGGGACGCCAAUCAGACAGCGGAGCUCUGUGACGCCGACACUGUGGAGUCGUCACUACCCCCCGACAGCCGACAGAAGAGACUGGCGGACUUGCAGGCUGAGAGAGCAGCUUGUGACCCAACACGCCUUCAAACACUUAAGGUUCGCUGUGAAAGGAUCGUACAUUCCUGCAUAGCGACGCUUCUGCUUCAUCUAACUCAACAUCAGUUCACCGAGCUUGAAGAGGAGAUGCAGCGCGCGGUGUGCUGGUACCUGAGCUGUGACCGAUACUGGGAGGACACGGCUCCCACGGCCCGCGCCUUCCCCUGGCCUCUCUUGCUGGCGCUUGCCACCGGCCUAGCGCUGGCACUCUGCAUGUGUUAUUACAUCAUCUGGAUUGUGUUCGAAACUUAUGAACGGCUACGUAGCUCUGAAGAGGGCAGCAUCGCGGGCAGUGCGUCGGUGUCUAUGACGACGCACUCCUCGCCGACGCGCGGGGAGCGGCUGGCGGCCGAGGAGGCCAUGCUCGACGACCCGGAUCACGACGACCACUACAUAUACGUCACCUACCCGCCCGAGCUCAAGCGCAGGCUGCUCGAGAGCUGCUACAAUAGAACGACUCGCCUCUGAGAUCCGCAUCCAUGCCAUUGCGCCGCGCAUGCGUACUUUGUACCACUACAGUAGAUUUAAUAUUUAGAUUUAGUGGCAACUUCAAAAUAUUGUGUUAUAGAAAAUUAUGCGUAUGUGUUCUGUUCCUUACAUCAUUGAGACAACGAUAAUAAUCUUUAUAAUCUAGUUGAAAUUGAUUCAAUUCUCAAAGUACUUGCCUACUCUAUUGAAAAAUGUGUUCAAAAACAUACGAUAUAAGGUACAGAAUCACACGAAAACGUACAAUAUUUUCACGAAUUUUCCAAGUAGAUAUUAGUAAUAAAUUAAUAAAUUCUCUUGUUUGAUAUUAUUGUACCUUAUAUUAUUAUUUUGUUUUCUAGUUUAUUUAGACGUAGUUCGCUUGAAAAAAUUGGUGCCUAAACCUUUCAGUUUGUUUUUAUCGUGCCUACAAAUAAGUAUUUCUCUAAUAGGUAUUUAUGGUACUAAGAAAGUCUGUACAUACGAAUGAUGACGUCUAUAUUAUUAUCAUGUAUUCAUAGUGGAACUCAAAUAAACAAGAGAAUAUUUUUAUCCUAAAACGCAUUUUAAACCCCUAAUUGCUCACGACAUAAUUAUACCUAAUUAAUAUUGUAUUGAUAUUUACCUACUCAUAAAGUGUUACCAUUUUCAAGUUAUUAUUUAUUGUAAAAUCCUGUUAUUUAUUUUAAAAAUAAAUAUUUUUCUGUUUAUUUUAAUAGGAUAAAUAAAAAUCGAACACGUAGGAGUUUGGGACUAUCUUUUGUACAUGUAGGAAUGAUUGUGAUAUCCAUUAAAUUAUUUGUUGUUUGUUUAUCAUUGUUUGUUAAACCAUUCUUAUUUUAUUCAAAUUAUUGUAUAGUCACUGUCACUAGUCAUUGUCUUUACGAAUUAAUGUCUGUUCAUUUAUUUAGAUGUACCAACAUUUCUCUAAAUUAUUUUACUGUCAUUAAGUAAUUAUUAUACUUACUUAUAACUUACCUUUAACGCGCUAUAUGUAUAAUAUAAACUGCUUUUUAACUUUUGCAUAAGUAAAUGCUUGAAGAGACUGAAGUAAAGCAUUUUAGUUGUACCUUCUAAUAUUAUGAACUCACUCAUUUUUAACGUAAUUGAGAGCACCGUAUCGUUUUUCCGUUGUUUUAACAAUAUUUGUAAUAUAAAAAACAAAAGUUUGUUAAAUAAAAUUCUUGAUAAAAA
Helicoverpa armigera (cotton bollworm) is the source of this 2590-nucleotide messenger RNA. RefSeq lists its product as uncharacterized. The coding region runs from base 131 to 1399 and encodes 422 amino acids. The record is from RefSeq and is a predicted model, not a curated record. The transcript is spliced from 10 exons. NCBI's taxonomy places the organism in Eukaryota, Metazoa, Arthropoda, Insecta, Lepidoptera, Noctuidae.